AUGGCGCAGCGUUGCGUCGUUGCCGUCUUCUACACGCUUCAAACUGCGGGGCAGCCUUUCCGGUGGCCUCGCGCGUGGUGGCGUUGCCGACGAUGUUUUCGACCUCGAGGUGACCUCGCCGACCCCAGAAGAAGAGAAGGUGUUCGAAGGGAACCCCUAUCUUCAGGGCUGUGGCCUCCUCCGUCUUCCUCCUGUCCCGGCCGCGGCUUUCGACCGCCUCUGUCGCCAGCAGCUGGCCGUGUCAGCGCACCGAGGACCUGCGGUCCGGAUGGUGUCUGGCGUCUUCUGGGCCCCCACGUCUGGCGGGGGAGAUACUAUACCUACAGGAUACGAGCCUACCAUCCCACCACGGGCAACAUCGAGACAAUGGAGACCCCCGAUCCCUAUUCCCACGCCUGCUCCGCGGACGCGGGCCGCUCCUUGAUCUGCCAUUUGCCGCCCUGGGAGCUGGGCCCGGAAGAGGUUCCGCAGCUGGACCACCGAGCGGACGCGGUGAUUUACGAGCUGCACGUCCGCGACUUCAGCGCCAGGGAUCCGACGGUGGAGCCAGCCCUCCGAGGAAAGUACCUCGCAUUUGAACAGGAGGGCACCAGCGGAGAUCUCCAUUUGCGCCGCCUCGCCGAUGCUGGCCUUACGCACGUGCAUCUGCUGCCCACCUACGACUUCGGCUCGGUUCCCGAGCGCGUGGCCGACCGCAGCGAGCCGCGGGUGAACGAACACGCUGCACCCGACUCCGAGGAGCAGCAGGCCGCGGUGAUGAGCGUGGCCGACCGCGAUUCCUUCAACUGGGGCUACGACCCUGUGCUGUACGGCGUACCGGAGGGUUCCUAUGCCACGAACCCAGAUGGCCUGGCGCGGGUUGAGGAGCAUCGGCGGAUGGUUGCAGCUCUACACCGGAAGGGACUGCGUGUGGUGGCCGACGUGGUCUUCAACCAUGUCUUGGCAAGCGGGCCCGAAUCCAGCCGCAGCGUUCUGGACAAGUGUGUGCCGGGCUACUACCUGCGCCGCAGCGAAGACGGGCGCGUUGAGCACUCCACUUGCAUGAACAACACGGCCACAGAGAGGUACAUGAUGGAACGCCUGGUGGUCGACAUGGUCCGGCGCUGGGCCGUGGAGCAUCGGGUGGAUGGAUUCCGCUUCGACCUAAUGGGUCAUGUGGCGCUGCAGUGCAUGAAGCGCUGCCGCGCCACCUUAGAUAGCCUGACCCUGGCAGAACAUGGCAUCGACGGGGAGAGGUUGCUUCUCUAUGGCGAAGGCUGGGAGUUCGGCGAAGUGGCCGGUGGGGCGCGGGGCCCCACCGGCUGCCAGCGCUUCCUGGCCGGUACGGGCAUCGCCUCCUUCAACGACCACCUCAGGGACGCCAUCCUCGGAGGGAGCCCGUUCGAGGACCCUCGCCUGCAAGGCUUCGCCACAGGCCAAGGGCUUCGACCCUUCCCUGAAGACCAGGGCCUCGACCAAGGCUCUCCGCAGGAGCAGAUGAAGAAACUGAAGGUGGCAGCCGACACCAUUCGUGUCUGCUUAGCUUCCGGACUACGAGCCUUCGUCCUGGAGGAGGAUUGCUUCGGUCGCCGGCAUGUGCCUGCCAGUGAGGUGCAUGGCGGGCGCGCCGCCUACGUCGUGUCACCCGCGGAGGUCGUCAACUUCAUCUGCGUACAUGACAAUGAGACGCUGUACGACAGCACAGUCUGGAAGCUGUCGCCUUGGAUUGCCACGCCAUGCGAACGCAUACGUUCGAACUGGCUCUGCACGGCCUUCUUGGCCUUGGGUCACGGAGUGCCCCUGUUUCAUGCAG
This is a messenger RNA of Symbiodinium natans, 1792 nucleotides long. NCBI's taxonomy places the organism in Eukaryota, Dinophyceae, Suessiales, Symbiodiniaceae. The record is from the annotation of a GenBank genome assembly.